Messenger RNA from Cyprinodon tularosa, 1889 nucleotides. It is a transcript of the gene rab33a, whose product is annotated as RAB33A, member RAS oncogene family. Gene Ontology annotation, molecular function: GTPase activity; GTP binding. Gene Ontology annotation, cellular component: endosome; Golgi apparatus. NCBI's taxonomy places the organism in Eukaryota, Metazoa, Chordata, Actinopteri, Cyprinodontiformes, Cyprinodontidae. The record is from RefSeq and is a predicted model, not a curated record. The transcript has 5 exons. Gene Ontology annotation, biological process: Rab protein signal transduction. The coding region runs from base 346 to 1170 and encodes 274 amino acids.
AAGAGAUUGAGUGGCACGCCUGUGUUUGUGUUUGGGAAUAAAAAGGAAGCCGGAAAAAAAUCAGGACAAGAGUUUUUCUGAUUCUAUCCACAUUUUAGUCUGAUAUCAGCAGACAGAGAGGGUGUUUACAUGUCAACAAAGGUGGGAGUGUGUGUCGUAGGGGGAGUUAAAACGAAAGCAGAGCAUCUUUAACACUUUGCAGCUGAUUUUGAGGCCCUUUAGAAAGGCUUCAUCACAUGCUGACAGCAUUGUUGCAUCCCUGCUCUCCUCCUCCCUUCUCUCUCCUCUCAAUCCGCCCUCCUCUCCACGCGCACCUACACUUCUGCAUCGCCUCCUCCGGCAAUAAUGAGCAAGGAUUCCCCGGAGGAGGAGAGCCGAGCUCCGGGCUCCGGAGGAGGAGGAGGAGCGGGGAAAGGAGGCUCCAGGAGGAACCGAGCGGACGACAAUGUCACCAUCCUGACCUCCUCCAUGGAUUUCUACCGGGCCGGCCGGAGCCGAGCCAGCAGCAGCAGCCUCACCUCCUCCGUGGAGCUGAGCUCCUCCUCCCUGGAAACCAGCACCCAGACGCGGAUCUUUAAGAUCAUCGUCAUCGGGGACUCCAACGUGGGGAAGACCUGCCUCACCUUCCGCUUCACGGGGGGCAGCUUCCCCGACAAGACCGAGGCCACGAUCGGCGUGGACUUCAGGGAGAAGCCGGUGGAGAUCGAGGGGGAGACCAUCAAGGUGCAGGUGUGGGACACGGCAGGCCAAGAGCGCUUUCGCAAGUCCAUGGUGGAACACUAUUACCGCAACGUACACGCAGUGGUGUUUGUUUACGAUGUAACCAAGAUGGCUUCCUUCCGUAACCUGCAGACAUGGAUAGAGGAGUGCAACGGCCAUCGGGUGUCGGCAUCAGUGCCUCGGGUUCUGGUGGGGAACAAAUGUGACCUUGUUGAUCAAAUCCAGGUCCCCUCCAACAUGGCAUUGAAGUUCGCUGACUUACACAACAUGCUGCUGUUCGAGACGUCAGCGAAAGACCCAAAGGAGAGUCAGAACGUCGACUCCAUCUUCAUGUCGCUGGCCUGCCGCCUGAAGGCCCAGAAAUCCUUACUCUACAGAGACGUGGAGCGAGAGGAUGGGAGAGUGAGACUCACACAGGAGACGGAGACAAAGACUAACUGUCCGUGUUGAGGGAGAAGAGGACGGGGAGUCACUCUGGGAGAGAAAUGAGCGCAGUAGCUUACAUAAACAGGAGGCUUAACGGAAACUUUCCUGGUUGGAAAUGACAGGGAAGGUUAAUGAUAAUGCUAGUCAUGUUAGAGGGGUGGAGGAUAAUGGAAACAUGAGUUUUAACUGAGAUAUCAAAAGAGUUCUUGCUGUUGAACAUAAACGAGGGAUUAGGAGUGGCUUGUCAUGAUGAUGCUGCCUUUUACACUCGUUAUUGUGAAAAUUCUUCCACUGACUUUCCUAAUAAUGCUGUAUCCUCUCAAUCCUAUCUUUUACCCUAUAUUUGCUCUAAUUUCACCUGAGAACCGGACUUCUCAGCCCUUUUUCUACUGCUUUAAUAACAAACGCUGCCUGACUCGUAACCUUCACAAACAUUUAGAGUAUAGAGCACCAAGGCCACGGCUAAGCCAUCAGACAUCCCGUUUGAGCGGAUUGUUUGGAGGAUUCGAUCUCUGCUCACCUUUCACAUCUGAGAAGAAGCAAAUAUAAAUAGAAGGACGAUACCCGAGGGGGGGCCUGUGCAGAAGCACCUUGACAAGGUUUCCUAAAGCAGACCCUUAAUGGGUUGCCUUGUAGCACAUCGCCUAUUGAUUUCAGAGAUCCUUUUACCCCCAUAUGUUCUCUCUAACGCUGAGCUUUUCCUUUCCCCUCUACUGCUGAUUUAAACAUAUCCUCAUAAUGUU